CGCUCCACACUAGCGUCAAGUUUUCAAAUAUCAAAUUCAAAAUGGCCGACGUGUUGUGAAAAGUCACUCAAUAUCACUAUUAAAUUCUUAAGAUAUAAUUUCAUUAAUUCAGUCAUUAAUAGUGACGACAAAUACAUCUGUAAUAGCCUUACAUACAUUAAAUAAUAUUAUAAUAGAAUUUAGUGAUUACUGAUCAGUCAAACAUGGCAUGGUCGAUGCCCAACACGGGUCAAUGGAACCCCGGCAUAGCUAUGACGCCCGAUAUGAACAUGGGGUCUUAUACGCAAGAGCAGUGGGCGCUAAUGCAACAGCAGAAUUGGCAGCAAUGGUCCCAAUGGCAACAACAGUAUGCCCAAUGGCAAAAUCAAUACGGCGGAGAGUAUGCUCAACAAAUGCAGGCUAUGUCAGCCAUGCAUCCUGCACACACAGGUGCAGUACCACCACCAGUUCCUCCACCAGAAAAGCCACCACCUCCACCACCGCAUGAGAAUGAUCAACCCCUGUAUGGCGCUGUAGCAGUUCAAUCUGGCUCCGGAAUAUCAUCAAACACACAUCUAAAUAACCAAAAAGGCUACAACAAUGGUAACACCAACACAGGUAACAAUCAAAACUGGUCCUAUACAGAUCCUCACACAGACAAGCAGUCCAACCAAGGAGUUAACACUGAAGCCCUGAAGGUGCUUGCAGAGGAGGAGAAAUCAUUUGACAUCCAAUUUGAGAAGUGGGAAGAGGAGAUUGAGAAGUGGAAGAAAGAGAAUGUCAAUCAUCCUGACAGGCAAGCAUACCGGGAAUAUGAGCAGAAAUUUGAAGCUUGCCGUGCACAAUUGCUGGAGCGUCGUCAGCAGAUGAAAAUGAAGAGGGAUAAACUUAUGGGCAAUGUGCACCCAGCUUCCAACAAUACACAAACAGGUAAUAAUAAAACAAACAACUUUUCUACUCUGUCGAAUACAACAACUAAUUACACACCUAAUGUGCAAUCUAAUAACCAAUCAAAUGUACAAAAUCAAAAAAUGAAUGUACAGACUCAGUCAAAUAAGAAACCAUCUCAAUUUGAUAAGUUUAGUAACUCAGCUCACCAAGGAUACAACCGAAAUGAUAGUAAUAAAACAGUAGAUCCACAAGACAGAUACAAUUCAUAUGAUAAUAUGGAUUUAGAGUAUACUUCGGCACCACCUGAGAAAACUACUUUUAUACCUACUAGCAAUACAUCUAAAGACAUACCAGGCUUGGAUUUAGUACCACCAGUUGAAAAACCAACACCAAAAAUUGAUAUUAUCGAUAUCACUGACACCAUGCCAACCCAGCAGCAGAAUCCUGCAGCACCUGACUAUUCCACAAUUUCUAAAGGCAUAAAUAAUAUUCUCGGUGACGAGAAAAUUAUGAAUAUACUAUCAAUGAUGUCAAACCAGAAACCAUCAAAUUCUAAUGAAACUAAUCAAAGUGCACUUUAUCAACAAAGUGGAAAUAUGAUGCAGUCAAAUCAGUGGAAUGCAAACAAUAAUGAAGGUUUUGGUAAUAAUUACAAUAAUCAACAGCAAAAUAUGCCACACAGGCAACAGAAUCAAACGACUUACAGGAAUCCUCAACAACAAGGACAACAUUCAAAUUUUCCUGACAGAGAACAUCAGAGAUAUGAUGAUCAUAAUAAUGGCCGUGGUGAUGCCCAGCAAGGACAAAACUUUGACAGACAAAAUCAAUUCGGCAAUCAAAAUAUGCCACAGAGAGGAGGACCACAAUUUAGACCUAAUAUGCCCCCUCCAAGACCUAAUAUGCCCCCUCCAAGACCUAAUAUACCUCCUCCGGGACCUGAUAUACAUCCUCAAAGACCCAAUAUGCCUAGUCAAAGACCCAAUAUGUCUGCUCCAAGACCCAACAUGCCUCUUCUGAGACCCAAUAUGCCCCCUCCGAGGCCAUUGUUACAAAACUUUCCUCCACAGCAAAAUUCCAAUGACUAUCCUCAUGGUGGAUUUGACAGACAGGAAAUGUAUCAGCAGAAACCUAUGAAUCAGCCAGUAAUGCCAAAAUGGAUUGAUGAACCACUGUUUACUCCAUCAAUCAUAGUUGAAUAUGAGCAUAAACCUCUAAGAUUGAAAGCUCGAGACUUUAUUGAGCCCGUUCAUACAUUUGAUUACAACCAUAAGUCCAAAGAUGAUGGCCACAAAAAAGAUUUUGAAAAGGAAGUAGAUGAGCUAUUUUCAAGAAAACCAAGGAACACAGACAAUGACGAUUGGAGCUCUGACCGAUUGUACUCGCGAGAUUAUGACAGACGUUCCUCAAGAGACGAUUUCAAAGAUCGUUCAAACGCACCGAAUAGGGGACUUGACUUUUAUGAUAGAAGAGUAGACGACAGAAGAUACGAUGAACGCGAUAGAUACAGACGUCAAGAUUAUGAACGUAGAGAUAGAGGUGACAACGACCGCCUAAGGGAUACAGGGUUUGGCAGAGACAGAGAUCUAGGAAGAGAUAGAGAUCUGGGGAGAGACCGAGAUCUGGGGAGAGACAGAGAUCUGGGGAGAGACAGAGAUCUGGGGAGAGACAGAGAGUUUGAUAGGGCAAGAGAUACAGAUCGUGACCUAGAAUGGGAUAGAGAACGUGAUUUUCGAAGAGAUCAAGGAAGGGAUAGAGAUAUGGGAAGAGAUAGAGAUCGCGGUCGCGAUUUCGGCAGAGAUAGAGAUCUUAAAGAAAGGGAUAAUGGGCGGGAUAGGAUUUCAAGUAGGGACCCAGUAAGAGAUAGAUUAGAAAGGCGAGAUAUGCCUUGGGACCGCAGCAAAAGUGGUGAAGCUGAAAAUCGUAAAAGGGACCAUAGCAGGGAAAAGUCCAAUGAAAGUUUUGGAUCGAAAAAAUCCAAAAACUCAAAAGAAGAAAUGACACAAGCUGCUAAACAUGUAGUUAUGAUUGAUGAUAUAUUGGAAUCACCGGGGCGUGAGAUUAGACCGGAAAAAAUUGUUAUUAUUAUGAGAGGUCUACCCGGUAGCGGGAAAUCAUAUCUGUCCAAAUUAAUAAGAGACAAGGAGGCAGAACACGACGUAACAGUGAGGAUAAUGUCCAUCGAUGAUUACUUUAUGCAUGAAAGUGAAAUUGAGGAAAAGGACCCCAUCACUGGGAAAAUCGUCAAAAAACCUUCUCUUAAAUAUGAAUAUGACGAUCAACUGGAAGAAAAUUACAUAACCUCUAUGAAAAGAGCUUUCAAGAGGGGCUUGACAGACGGCUUCUUUUCGUUUUUAAUAUAUGACGCCAUUAAUGAACAAUUAAAGUGCUAUGCAGACAUAUGGAAUUUUGCAAGACAAAGUGGAUUCCAAGUGUACGUGUGUACAAUGGACAUGGACCUGCAAACGUGCUACAAGCGGAACAUACACGGGCGCACGUUGGAGGAGAUCGAAGUGAUAAAGUCUAGGUUUUUCCCAACGCCCGAGCACCACAUACAGCUGGACGCCACCACGCUGUUACAGAACGCGUCCAUACGCGAAGUGGAAAUGGAGGACGUUGAGGACGUUACCAUGGAAGACGCUGACGUCGUAGAGGUCGAUAGUAGUUUUACGUCGAAAUGGGAGAAAAUGGACGACGCGGCCCAAUUAGCUCGACUCGACGGCAUCAGCAAACCGCUCCGGCCUUCACAGCUCUCAAUGGAAGACUACCUACAGUUAGACGACUGGAAACCCAAUGUAGCCAAACCGGGGAAGAAAACUGUACGAUGGGCCGACUUGGAAGAGAGAAGACAGCAAGAGAAGAUGCGGGCAAUCGGUUUCGUUGUAGGCCAGACCGACUGGCACCGUAUGACUGAUCCCACUAUGGGAUCCAGUGCUCUCACUCAAACUAAAUAUAUUGAACGAGUUAGACGUUUAUAGAUCUUAAUUUAAAAUAUAGUUUAUAAUGCAAGGCUUAGUGUACACGAUGGAGUCACACCGCCGCUGGACCGCGAGUUAAUAGUCUAUACUAAUAAGAACCGCAUACGAACCGCACCGCGCCUAGUCUUACCUUUGCACCGGAUCAACUGCUACGACGCGGUCGUCUUUUACUAUUUUGGUCUUGCCACAAAAUUUAGCAAUAAACAGAAAGUCUUACUUGUUUACUUACGUAAGUAAACAAGUAAGACUUUCUGUUUUUUGCUAAAUUUAGACGUUUUAUAAAAGGUAUAUUAAUUUUAUGAAGUUUGUACAGUUCCGAGUUCGAUAAUACUAUUUGAGCGAUGCUUAGGAUUUUACACCUAAAAAUCACGGCUCCGACGCGGGACCCGUGCGGCUCUUAUGCGGUUUUUAUCUUGAUGUUGCGGUUUUCACGAACUUACGGUGCGGCGCCGGUGCGGGUCCGGCGUCAUCUACAUGCAGGAUUCAAAGGUUUUUUUUAUUAUCAUUUAUUUUCGUAAUAUCACUAUUUCAUUAAUAAAUAAUGGUUAACAGAAACUAUACUAUACUUACAUAGUGAUAUAUUUUUCUAAGUUAAUGGACUUCGUACCAUCUACACCGUUUACCAGUGUACUGCAAAACACAGGUCAGAUUUUCACUCCUUGUUGUUUUCCUAAACUCGGAGUCCGACGAAACUACUUUUCGUCUCGGAAAAAUCCAUUGUUUCUGCUGAUUGGAUUCGUUCGAUUGAAAUUAUUUAUUAUGUUUCUGUAAAAAACAGAAUUUCAAUCGAACUGGUGUCCGCUAGUGAAAAAUACACAAAGGUUAACAAAAAGUUACAUUAAUCAGUACUGUAACUGGAGUUAACAUUAUUCUUUCUUCAACUUGAACUUUGAACUAUCAAAUUUAUCGAAAAUUAUCAUUAUUAUUUAAAAAUAAAAUCGAUAAUUCAAUUAUUGUAAAAUAAAGGUAGCAAUAUUUGCAUAUAUUAGCAAUAUAAGCAAAUUAAUAUACGUGACAAAAUAACAGCCUUUUCACACUAGAGCGAAAAGAGCGAAAGCGCAUUGCGUAGAUGUGUAGAUUAAUUAAUUAUUAUAAUCGCUGCAGUAACUACUAGAUCCGACAUAAGGAAUUAAAUAGGCAACCUAUUUGCAAUGUGUCUAUGUGAAUAUUUUCUUUCAUUUAUUUCUUAUCCCAAAUUAAUAACAGAUGAGUGUAUAUAUUCCCUAUGCCGGAUCUAAGAUUUUAGUGUGAAAGGGCCGUUAAGUCAAACUUUUCACUUACAAAUUACAAUGUUCUUUGCCGAGAGGAAUGACACUUUAGUAUUUUUAACUAAGUGUACAGUAGUACAGUAGUAUGUACUUCUUAGAAUUAGAAUAUCAAUUGUAAUGUGUAAGUGUACCUAAGUAAGUGUAUUGUGUAAGAAUAUUUUCUAAAAUACAACUUAUAAAUGGUUUUGGUAUGUUGUCAACAAGUCAUUUUGGAUUAAGAAAAUUAAAUUACUCAGUAAUUAAUAAAUAAAAUAGUAUUUAGUUUACAAAAUAAAAA
Molecule: messenger RNA, 5390 nt
Organism: Bicyclus anynana (squinting bush brown)
Lineage: Eukaryota; Metazoa; Arthropoda; Insecta; Lepidoptera; Nymphalidae
Product: YLP motif-containing protein 1
Exons: 9
Coding region: 204-3845 (1213 amino acids)
Biological process (GO): regulation of telomere maintenance
Cellular component (GO): nucleus
Source: RefSeq, a predicted model, not a curated record